This is a messenger RNA of Budorcas taxicolor (takin), 584 nucleotides long. RefSeq names its product cytosolic iron-sulfur assembly component 2A-like. NCBI's taxonomy places the organism in Eukaryota, Metazoa, Chordata, Mammalia, Artiodactyla, Bovidae. The coding region runs from base 1 to 483 and encodes 160 amino acids. The record is from RefSeq and is a predicted model, not a curated record. The transcript has a single exon.
AUGGAGCGGGAGUCCGGACUACUCUCUUGGACGCUGAGCAGAUUCCUGUGGCUCUCGGGCCUCUCUGAGCGGGAAGCUGCCCGGCAGCCCCGGAUCAUGGAAGAGAAAGCGCUAGAAGUUUAUGAUUUGAUUCGAACCAUCCGGGGUCCAGAGAAGCCCAACACUUUAGAAGAACUGGAAGUGGUAACGGAAAGUUGUGUGGAGGUUCAGGAGAUUAAUGAAGACGACUGUUUGGUUAUUAUAAGGUUCACACCAACGGUACCUCAUUGCUCUUUGGCGACUCUUAUUGGGCUGUGCUUAAGAGUAAAACUUCAGCGGUGUUUACCGGUUAAACAUAAGUUGGAAAUCUACAUUUCUGAAGGAACCCACUCAACAGAGGAAGAUAUCAACAAGCAGAUAAAUGACAAAGAGCGAGUGGCGGCUGCCAUGGAGAACCCCAACUUACGGGAAAUCGUGGAACAGUGUGUCCUGGAACCUGACUGAUAGCUGUUUUAGAGCCACUGAAGUAUAAUCGUUUGAUAUAUUUGUUUAAAGUCUUUGUAAAAUGUAAAAGAUUCAUGUUUAAUACAUAGGUGAUUUGUACC